Molecule: messenger RNA, 1864 nt
Organism: Leptinotarsa decemlineata (Colorado potato beetle)
Lineage: Eukaryota; Metazoa; Arthropoda; Insecta; Coleoptera; Chrysomelidae
Product: tubulin alpha chain
Biological process (GO): microtubule-based process
Cellular component (GO): microtubule
Molecular function (GO): GTP binding; structural constituent of cytoskeleton
Source: RefSeq, a predicted model, not a curated record
UGUUUCUGUUCAGUAACGUUGAUCUGAGAAGAAACUACAAUUUAAAAAUUGUCGUUGAGAGUCACGUAUUUUGGGAUUCUUAUUAUUAUAACAACUGUUCCGUCUAACGACCUUGGUUUCAUUCCUCAAAACUGUAGUGAAAUAUUCAACAACGUUUUUGUCUUGGCGAAUGAGAAAACUUUUUCAUACUUUUUCUUUCGCCAUUCAUCAGUGAAUUCGAUUGUUUGUAGUGGAUAGGAAGAAAGUAGUCAGUGGAAAAUUUCUAUUCAAAUUAUUUGAGUUUUAUUGAAAUGCGUGAGGUAAUUUCGGUCCAUGUUGGCCAAGCAGGAGUACAAAUUGGUAAUGCUUGUUGGGAGCUGUACUGCUUGGAACACCAUUUAGAUAAAGAAGGAUAUUUCGUUCGUGAUUCGCCAGUUGAUGAUUUGAGUUUCACGACCUUCUUCAGCGCAACGGACAAUGGAAAACAUAUACCAAGAAGUAUUUUUGUUGAUUUGGAACCCACUGUUAUUGAUUCCGUGAGGUUGGGUGCCUACAGAAAUUUAUAUCAUCCAGAACAAUUGAUCACUGGAAAAGAAGAUGCUGCUAAUAAUUAUGCAAGGGGGCAUUACACUGUUGGGAAAGAAGCCAUCGAUAAGGUGAUGGACAGAAUAAGAAAACUAUCUGAUCAAUGUGAAGGACUGCAAGGCUUUUUGUUGUUUCAUUCAUUUGGGGGAGGAACUGGAUCAGGUUUCACCUCACUUUUGAUGGAAAGGCUCGUAGCGGACUACGGAAAGAAAAGUAAAUUGGAGUUCGCUGUAUACCCAGCCCCUAGGAUAGCAACGGCAGUGGUUGAACCGUACAAUGGCGUUCUCACCACACAUGCAACUUUAGAUCAUUCUGAUUGCGCUUUCAUGGUUGACAAUGAGGCAAUUUAUGACCUAUGUCAAACCAAGCUGAACAUUUCACGACCCAGCUACGAAAAUCUUAAUAGGCUCAUCGCGCAAAUUGUUUCCUCAACUACGGCAUCUUUGAGAUUUGAUGGUUCCAUGAAUGUUGAUUUAACGGAGUUCCAAACAAAUUUGGUACCCUAUCCAAGGAUUCACUUUCCUCUUGUUACUUAUGCUCCCAUUAUAUCUGCCGAGAAGGCCUAUCACGAACAGGUAUCAGUCGCUGAUAUCACAAAUGCUUGCUUUGAACCAGCAAACCAAAUGGUCAAAUGCGAUCCCCGUAAUGGAAAGUAUAUGGCAUGUUGCAUGUUAUACCGAGGAGAUAUUGUGCCGAAAGAUGUUAAUGCGGCUAUUUCUAUCAUCAAAAGCCGAAGGAAUAUCCACUUCGUUGAUUGGUGUCCAACCGGAUUCAAGGUUGGAAUAAACUAUCAACCGCCAACAGUUGUGCCGAAUGGUGACUUAGCAAAGGUUUCAAGAGCUGUAUGCAUGUUGUCAAAUACCACAGCGAUAUCUGAAGCUUGGGCAAGACUGAACUACAAAUUUGAUCUCAUGUAUGGAAAGAGAGCUUUCGUUCACUGGUACGUUGGUGAAGGCAUGGAAGAGGGAGAAUUCUCGGAAGCCAGGGAAGAUCUGGCGGCAUUAGAAAAAGAUUAUGAGGAAGUUGGAACAGACUCUGCAGUAGAUGAAUGUUUUGAUGGAGAACAAACGUUUUAAAAGGCGGAUGGCCGGUCCAUAUUUUCGAAAGAGUACAUUGGUAUUUUGGUAUAUUUCUACCGUCUUCCUUUUAUGUUUUACUAGUCAUAUACAUCAACAGUGUCCUGGGGUGAAUGUUAUUUUUAUAAUUCAUAGUUGUUAUAAUUUUUGUUCUACCCAUUUUUAAUUCUGCAUAUAUCGUAUCUUAUUUAUUUAAUCUUCAAAAUAAAUCUUUCUACCAAGUU